GUGCAUCGUGAAAUUACAAAAUGUCUGAUUACGACAACGUCAUCAAGUUAAGACAGACGAACCAACUCAAGAGCUUGUACACGUACGUGACUGUGCCCGCAGGCGGGGCCGGACUAAGUUCUCUUAGCGGUCUGUGCUUCCCCCUGCAACUGUCUGGCAUGUUUCCAGAUAAUGCAACCGGCUGAUACUAACACUCCUUGUGUGCUUCAUGCACCGCUUCUUCUCUUCUGCAGAAUCAUCCGUGACCGGACAACCAGCCGAGGUGACUUUGUCUUCUAUUCUGACAGAAUCAUCCGUCUCCUCGUGGAGGAGGGCUUGAACCAGUUGCCUGUCGACCCGGUGAAGAUCGAAACGCCACUCGGCGUGACGUAUGACGGACACAAGUUCCAGGGCAAAAUCUGCGGUGUGUCCAUCAUCAGGGCAGGCGAGUCGAUGGAGCAGGGCUUGAGAGACUGCUGUAGAUCGGUACGUCUAGGGAAGAUCUUGAUCCAGAGGGACGAGGAGACUGCCACCCCGAAGCUUUUCUAUGUGAAGCUGCCGGACGACAUCAGCGAGAGAUACGUGUUGCUGUUGGAUCCGCUUCUUGCGACAGGCGGGUCGGCGUCGAUGGCCAUCGACGUCUUGGCCGAACGGGGCGUCAAGCCGGAGAGAAUUCUCUUUCUUAACGUCCUUGCCAGCCCAGAGGGUAUCCAGGUCUUCAAGGAAAAGUACCCGGCCGUGAAGAUCAUCACCGGCAUGAUUGACGAAGGUUUGGACGACAAGAAGUACGUCGUCCCCGGCAUCGGCGACUUCGGCGACCGUUACUACUGUAUCUAGGCCCACCCGCUUCCACUUUGUCGACGCAGGCGUGCACACUGUUAUAUACGUUAGCACUACAAUACAAACCGU
Messenger RNA from Pichia membranifaciens NRRL Y-2026, 888 nucleotides. RefSeq lists its product as hypothetical. The record is from RefSeq and is a predicted model, not a curated record. Bases 172 to 816 code for a protein of 214 amino acids. Lineage: Eukaryota; Fungi; Ascomycota; Pichiomycetes; Pichiales; Pichiaceae. The transcript has a single exon.